AUGAAUGGUGAACAAAGCGUCCUUGUUCUGACACUGUCCGGCGAGCUAGCGACGAAAAUCCAAAAAGCACUUUCCAUGGGCCGACAGCAUAGAUUAUCCGCUCAAUACACCAAAGCCAAAAUAAAGGAGCUCGAAACAGAGAGACUGGACAAUGCGGGUUUGGUGGAAGCUCUCGAAUUUGAGCUGCAACACAAGAAGAAGGAGAUUGAUCAGUCUCUUGUUAUGAGCGAGAAGCAAAGAAAAGAGCUUAAUACUUUGGCUCAAGACCUUCAUCGUAUGCGCGCUAAUCAUGGUGUCAUUGAGCGUAAUCUGGUCUACCUAGGUGAAGGCGACGUAGAAGAGGUGGGACGAUGGAGAGAUGCUAUGAAAGCACCGGUGGAGAUCGAACCGAGAGACCUGCAGCGGCACCUGGCCAUCGAUCCGGAAGGGAAAUGGACUUGGCUGGCGGACAGGAGUCGGCUCGCGACGAUGGGACGAAUGGCAGGGGCCGCGGGGGACGAAGAGAUCGUUCUCAGUCAAGACGUAGAAGGCGGACGGAAAAUGAGCCACGUGGAAGAUGCAGACGUCAAGACGGGACGCGAGUUGUGGACGACAGCGAUGAGCUUGACCAGCGAAACGGUAGCUCCGAUCAAGAAGACAGAAAUCGCCAUAGGCGUAGUCCGUCUGCUGACAGCAAAACAAGGGAGGAACGAACCUUACGAAUCGAACGGCUUGUUAGGCAAGAACGUGAGGAUUUUGAACGCGGAAGAAGAAGCAGCUCUCGACUACGCUCGCGACAAGCUUCAGCUCGACGAGGAGAAACCAGACAAAGAAGGAGGGAUUCUCCCAGGCAGAGAAGUCCAAGUCGAAGUCGGAGUCGAUCACCCUCCUUGGAUGUGA
This is a messenger RNA of Alternaria ventricosa, 879 nucleotides long. RefSeq lists its product as uncharacterized. NCBI's taxonomy places the organism in Eukaryota, Fungi, Ascomycota, Dothideomycetes, Pleosporales, Pleosporaceae. The coding region runs from base 1 to 879 and encodes 292 amino acids. The record is from RefSeq and is a predicted model, not a curated record. The transcript has 2 exons.